Molecule: messenger RNA, 249 nt
Organism: Pneumocystis jirovecii RU7
Lineage: Eukaryota; Fungi; Ascomycota; Pneumocystomycetes; Pneumocystales; Pneumocystaceae
Exons: 5
Coding region: 1-249 (82 amino acids)
Source: RefSeq, a predicted model, not a curated record
AUGUUUUCUUAUACACCCUCCGUUUAUCUCGAGAGGUUGCUUUUCAUAUUACGCGUCAAUGACAAACGCGAUCUUUGUUCAAAUCACGUGAAGUCACGUGACACAGACCCUGGAACUGUAGAUAGUAGGAAUAUAAAAGGGCUGAAAAAUCUCAAAACCAAUAUAUAUUUAUAUGUUGUAUGUAUGAAAAAUGCUUUAAAUCAUUUUUUUAAAAUCGUUGUACAGUCACAGGAUGAUGAGAUCCUUUGA